GAGCAGCCGAUUGGCAGAACGGUGCUUUCAGGAACAAUAACAGUGGGGGGAGCCUGGGUCCUGGGGAGCUUCCCCCGCUCCCCCCAGCACCGCAGCGAGACUCGCGCCCCCCGCCGGAUCCCCACCUCCGCGCCCGCCCCGCGGGCUGAGCGGCCCGACCGGGGCCCGCCCCCGGCGCCCACCAUGUAUGCCUUUGUGCGGUUCCUGGAGGACAACGUCUGCUACGCGCUGCCGGUGUCGUGCGUGCGCGACUUCAGCCCCCGCUCGCGGCUGGAUUUUGACAACCAGAAGGUGUACGCCGUUUACCGGGGCUCGGAGGAACUGGGCGCCGGGCCCGAGAGCCCCCCGCGCGCCCCCCGCGACUGGGGAGCGCUGUUGCUCCACAAGGCCCAGAUCCUGGCGCUGGCAGAAGACAAAUCUGACCUUGAAAACAGUGUGAUGCAGAAGAAAAUUAAAAUCCCCAAGCUUUCUCUUAAUCAUGUAGAAGAAGAUGGAGAGGUUAAAGAUUAUGGGGAUGAAGAUUUACAGCUUAGACACAUCAAGAGACCUGAGGGGCGGAAGCCGAGCGAAGUGGCGCACAAGAGCAUCGAGGCAGUGGUGGCUCGGCUAGAGAAGCAGAACGGCCUGAGCCUGGGCCAUAGCACGUGUCCGGAAGAGGUCUUCGUGGAGGCCUCGCCAGGCACAGAGGACAUGGACAGUCUAGAAGAUGCUGUGGUGCCCCGGGCUCUGUAUGAGGAGCUGCUGCGCAACUACCAGCAGCAACAGGAAGAGAUGCGCCACCUCCAGCAGGAGCUGGAGCGGACUCGGAGGCAGCUGGUGCAACAGGCCAAGAAGCUCAAGGAGUACGGGGCACUUGUGUCUGAAAUGAAGGAGCUCCGUGACCUUAACCGGAGGCUCCAGGAUGUGCUGCUUCUGCGGCUUGGCAGCGGUGACACAACAAGAUCAGAGAGGUUAAGCAAUUAUUUAUGUGUACGUUAUCUCUUGAGGAUAGAAUGUGAAUCAAGCACUGUGCCAGGUCCCGCCAUUGAUCUGGAAAAAGUAAAGUCAGAAUGUCUCGAGCCCGAGCCGGAGUUACGGAGCACUUUCAGUGAGGAAGCAAAUACGUCGUCCUAUUACCCUGCUCCUGCGCCUGUCAUGGACAAGUAUAUCCUAGACAAUGGCAAGGUCCAUCUGGGAAGCGGGAUUUGGGUUGAUGAGGAGAAAUGGCACCAGCUACAAGUAACCCAAGGAGAUUCCAAGUACACGAAGAACUUGGCAGUUAUGAUUUGGGGAACAGAUGUUCUGAAAAACAGAAGCGUCACAGGAGUCGCCACAAAAAAAAAGAAAGAUGCAGUCCCUAAACCACCCCUCUCGCCUCACAAACUAAGCAUCGUCAGAGAGUGUUUGUAUGACAGAAUAGCACAAGAAACUGUGGAUGAAACUGAAAUUGCACAGAGACUCUCCAAAGUCAACAAGUACAUCUGUGAAAAAAUCAUGGAUAUCAAUAAAUCCUGUAAAAAUGAAGAACGAAGGGAAGCAAAAUACAAUUUGCAAUAAACUUUGGAUUUUUCAUAAA
Symphalangus syndactylus (siamang) is the source of this 1555-nucleotide messenger RNA. RefSeq names its product BEN domain containing 5 (gene BEND5). Lineage: Eukaryota; Metazoa; Chordata; Mammalia; Primates; Hylobatidae. Gene Ontology annotation, molecular function: DNA binding. Gene Ontology annotation, biological process: negative regulation of DNA-templated transcription. The record is from RefSeq and is a predicted model, not a curated record.